AUGGAUGAUUUAAAAAUUUUUCCAAUACAAAGUAAUAAAAACGUAAAAAAACUUGGAGGUGGUAAAUGGAUAGAAUUAGAAGAAGUAGAGUAUACAGAUCCUAAUAACGUUAAGAGAACAUGGGAAUUUUGUCCCGUUGACAUACAUGCAAUCAUUGAAAAAUCAGAUUCUUUGCCUGUAAUUCUUUUGGUAAUUCAAUAUCGUCCACCAAUUAAGAAGUAUUGUAUUGAACUUCCUUCAGCAGCACUUCGUGAAUUUAAUGAAGAAACAGGUUAUACCGGAACUAUUCAAAAAAUAUAUGAUCCAAUUUGUUAUGAGCCAGGAUUAACAGAUUCAAGUACAAGAAUUGUAGAUGUCAAGAUUGAUUCUGGGAGUGAUUCGAAGCCUAUACAAACGCUGGAUGAAGAUGAAUGGAGUUUACAAGUUAUAAAGGUUCCUUUAAAUAAUUUAUUAGAAGAUUUACAAAGUAAUUAA
This is a messenger RNA of Entrophospora candida, 474 nucleotides long. Lineage: Eukaryota; Fungi; Glomeromycota; Glomeromycetes; Entrophosporales; Entrophosporaceae. The record is from the annotation of a GenBank genome assembly.